AUGGACGAACAAAUCAUAUUUACUACCACCACAGCAGGUACCAUUACCAAUAUCCACUCCUUUGAACAAUCAAAUUUGAGACAGUGUACAGUGAGUGCGCCCAACAGUGCCGUUCAAGUUGGUAACAAGUAUUUAUUUGUAGCACAGGCACAAAAGGCAUUAAUCAACGUCUAUAACAUAUCGGGACCACACAAGAGAGAAUCCAUCGAGCAGAGAUUGCCCCUACCUGAACCAGUGACAUGUUUAGAAGUAGUCAACCAUAAUACCGUAUCCGCAACCACACAGAUCGGCGGCUCCCUACAUAAGUUGCCAGAAUUUAACUUACCUUAUCUGUUGUUAGCUACCACAGAAUCAGGGAAGUUGUACGUAUGGGAAUUGAACUCAGGGAUCCUAUUGAAUGUGAAACCAAUGGCUCAUUAUCAGAGUAUAACAAAGAUAAAAUCAAUAAUGCAGGGGAAAUAUAUAAUCACAUCAGGGGCGGAUUCUCGUGUUAUUAUUUGGCAAACUAUGGAUUUGGUAUCAUCUGAAGAUCCUAAACCCAUCGCUAUCCUACAUGACCAUACGUUACCCGUUACAGAUUUCCAAGUAUCUUCCUCUAGAGGUCAAUUUUUAGCCAAUUCUUCUAUUAAAUUGUUUACCGCUUCAAAGGAUUCUACAAUUAGAUGUUAUAACCUAAGAAUGAUGGCUACCAAGGCAUCAAGGAAGAAGGAUAAUAAUAAUAACAAUGAUGAUGAAACGUUAAGUAAACCAAAAUUGAUUGCCACAUUCUCACUACCGUUCCCCAUCACAUCAAUCUGUUUGGACCCUGCUGAUAGAGUUUGUUACUUGGGUACAAAUGAUGGUUGCUUCUCCCUAGAUUUAUUCUACUCUUUGAAGGGAAACAAGAAAAUUAUAAAUUUGAUCCAAGCAAGUGGUGAAGAUGAUAAAACAAGAAUAUUCUCAUUAGUGGAAAACUCUCUCCAGGAACAACAAGAUGCCACGGCGUUGUACUCUAUGGGUCAAUUGUUGAUGCAAAGAAUUGCAGAUCUGCAUGUGACCAAAUUGGAAAUAUCAAUGGAUGGAACUAUAUUAAUCAUUGGUGAUUCCAUGGGGAGAGUAUCCAUAACAGAAAUUUUCUCCAAGCAAAUUUUAAAGACUUUACAAUCUCUAACGACGGGUCAAGUAUCCAAUGGACCCGUUACUAACAUAUUGCAUGAUAUUCAAUUCAAUGAUAACAAGAAUCAACUGGUUGGAAUCACUUCCAAAUCCAGUUCCGCUCACUCGUCAAAUGCUUUAAAGAUUCCAAGUUUACAAAGAGUCAUUUAUGAUAAGAAUGAACAUGGUCAAUUACACGAUAUUUGGUUCCAAGUGGGUGAAACAGUGAAUAGCGGCGAAAUAAGUAAUCCAUUAUCUAAUUUCGACCAAUAUUUAGAUAAUUUGAAAUCUCAAGAAUUUAUUUUCACAAAGAGCACUGGAAUGGUCAGCGAUGUUAAAGUGGAGCUUCCAUCAACUGCUCAAGAUAAGAAGAUAAUAGUGGAUGAAUCCUCUAAGGAUAAGGAAAUAUCAGAAUUGAAAGAUAAUGUCGAAGCCUUAACAAAUGCUUACAAAGAAUUAAGAACCAUGCAUGAAAAGUUGUAUGAAGAACAUGAACAACUGACCAAGAAGUAA
Naumovozyma castellii is the source of this 1647-nucleotide messenger RNA. RefSeq names its product chromatin-binding/pre-rRNA-processing protein IPI3 (gene IPI3). The record is from RefSeq and is a predicted model, not a curated record. The transcript has a single exon. Lineage: Eukaryota; Fungi; Ascomycota; Saccharomycetes; Saccharomycetales; Saccharomycetaceae. The coding region runs from base 1 to 1647 and encodes 548 amino acids.